This is a messenger RNA of Aspergillus chevalieri, 1095 nucleotides long. RefSeq lists its product as uncharacterized. The transcript is spliced from 5 exons. The record is from RefSeq and is a predicted model, not a curated record. NCBI's taxonomy places the organism in Eukaryota, Fungi, Ascomycota, Eurotiomycetes, Eurotiales, Aspergillaceae. Bases 1 to 1095 code for a protein of 364 amino acids.
AUGUCUGCUUUUGCCCUCGCACCAAAGCCAGCCAGCUUGCUCGGCUAUCACCGUGUGCUAGCGCCCACUGCUGGCAUAAGGGAAGAUUUUAUGGGUGAAUGCAGCAAGCCGCAAUCCUUUGCGAUCCUUGAUGCCUUCUAUAAACUCGGUGGUAAUUUCCUUGACACGGCGAAUAACUAUCAGAAUGAGGAGUCCGAGGUUUGGCUGGGGGAGUGGAUGAAAGAACGAGGUAACCGCGAUCAAUUAGUCAUCGCAACGAAAUACACGACUGGAUUCCGCAACUCCCAUCGUGAUAGUGAACCGCUCCAAUCCAACUUCGUGGGCAAUUCGGUGAAAAGCAUGCGCAUCUCGGUCGAACACAGUCUCAAGAAACUCCAGACAGACUACAUCGACUUGCUAUACGUGCACUGGUGGGACUUCACCACGUCCGUUGAAGAGGUCAUGCGUGGCCUAAACGCUCUCGUUGUCUCGGGGAAGGUGCUCUAUCUCGGAAUCUCGAACACUCCGGCUUGGAUUGUUGUGAAAGCAAACGAUUAUGCGCGGGCCAAUGGGUUCUGCCCGUUCUCCGUGUACCAAGGGAAGUGGAAUGCCGGCUUCAGAGAUUUUGAAAGAGAGAUCAUUCCAAUGUGCCGUGACCAGGGAAUGGCAAUUGCGCCAUGGGCUCCCCUGGGACAAGGCAAGUUCAAGACUGCGGAAGCCCGUAGCAGCGGUGAAGCAGGCAGCGCAAGGGCAUCCAAUAUGAGCGACGGCGACAUCAAGAUCUCGGAGGCACUGGAGGCAAUUGCCAAGAAGAAGAACACUAGUCUUCAUGCCAUCGCGCUCGCAUAUGUCUUACACAAAACGCCAUAUGCCUUCCCUAUUAUCGGGCAGCGAAAAUUAGAACAACUGGAAGCCAACGUCGACGCCUUGAGCGUGGCACUCUCUGAUGAAGAUCUCGUUGAGAUUGAGAGCGCAGCUCCCUUUGACAUGGGAUUCCCGAUGAACUUCAUCUUCCGAAAUAACCGUUCGAACAAUACUGCCGCAGACGUCUUUCUGACUCAAGUAUCUGCUCACAUUGACGCGCCACCACACCCUUCGCCGGUCAGGCCUCGUUAA